AUGUCUGAUUUUGUUGAGUUGGUUCUUACAACAUUAACUUCGCAAGGCAAGUUUGAUUCUUUAAAUUUGUCCGAGAAGUUGUCGAUCGAUCACCAGAAGAUUGUUGGCGCCGUUAAAAGUUUGCAGUCCUUAGGAGAUGUGAUCAGCACAGAGCAGACGAGUCAGACAAGAUGGCAGCUGACCCCAGAAGGUCAAGAGGUCAUGGAGAGGGGAAGUCACGAGGCUGUUGUUUUCAGAAAUGUUCCAGAAGGGGGUAUUAGGCAGGAUGAUUUGAUGAAUUUGGUUGGUUCGUCGUAUGGCAAGAUCGGUUUCAGUAAGGCUAUGUCUUCAAAUUGGAUAAGUAUCGACAAGAAGGCAGAUGGGGGACCAAGGGUUUUAAGAAAGGUUGAAACGAUAGAAGAUCAUGUACAAAAACAAUGCAGGUUAGUACGGGGUGGCCAAAUUGACCAGCUGACUGACCAGCAGAAAAAUGAACUUAAAAAAAGAAAACUGAUCUCAGAAAUAAAGUUGACGUCGUAUGUAGUCAGCAUGGGCAGCAACUUCACGACGAACAUUGAGAAGCAGGAAACUGAUCUGACCCAGGAAAUGAUUACAAGUGGUGCCUGGAAGACGAAGCAGUUCAAGGCCUACAACUUUAGUGCAAAAGGUCUCGACCUACACGGGGGCCACCUACACCCCCUCCUCAAAGUUAGAACACAGUUCAGGCAGAUCUUUCUAGAAAUGGGUUUCACAGAAAUGCCAACCAACAACUUUGUGGAGAGUAGUUUCUGGAACUUCGAUGCCCUUUUCCAGCCUCAACAGCACCCUGCCAGAGAUGCACAUGAUACAUUUUUUGUAUCUGACCCUGAACACGCCAGGGACUUUCCAAUGGAGUACAUGGAGAGGGUGAAAAAGGUACACAGUGUAGGUGGCUAUGGUUCUCUCGGGUACCGAUACAACUGGAGUGAGCUAGAAGCGUCGAAGAACAUCAUGAGGACGCACACGACUGCCGUGUCAGCCAGGAUGCUUUAUCAGCUGGCUAUCCAGCCAACCUUCACUCCAUCUAAAUUCUUUUCGAUUGAUCGAGUCUUCCGUAACGAGACCCUGGAUGCCACCCACCUCGCUGAGUUCCACCAGAUCGAAGGUCUGGUGGCCGACUACGGGCUGACCCUGGGUGACCUUAUGGGGUACAUUCAGGAGUUCUUUAAAAAGUAUGGAAUUCAGAAGUUGAAGUUCAAGCCGGCCUACAAUCCUUACACAGAGCCAUCAAUGGAAGUUUUCAGUUACCAUGAAGGACUAAAAAAGUGGGUGGAGAUAGGAAAUUCUGGAGUGUUCCGACCUGAACUUCUGUUGCCCAUGAACCUUCCUCCACAUGUGUCUGUCAUUGCUUGGGGUUUGUCCUUGGAGAGACCAACCAUGAUUAAAUACGGAAUCCAGAACAUCAGGGAUCUGUUUGGACCGAAAGUUGAUUUGCAGAAAAUUUACGAUAGCCCCAUUUGCAGAUUAGGUUCAUGA
This is a messenger RNA of Helobdella robusta, 1494 nucleotides long. RefSeq lists its product as hypothetical. Gene Ontology annotation, molecular function: tRNA binding; phenylalanine-tRNA ligase activity; ATP binding. Gene Ontology annotation, cellular component: cytosol; cytoplasm; phenylalanine-tRNA ligase complex. Gene Ontology annotation, biological process: phenylalanyl-tRNA aminoacylation. The record is from RefSeq and is a predicted model, not a curated record. Lineage: Eukaryota; Metazoa; Annelida; Clitellata; Rhynchobdellida; Glossiphoniidae. The transcript has 13 exons. The coding region runs from base 1 to 1494 and encodes 497 amino acids.